Molecule: messenger RNA, 1097 nt
Organism: Fusarium verticillioides 7600
Lineage: Eukaryota; Fungi; Ascomycota; Sordariomycetes; Hypocreales; Nectriaceae
Exons: 6
Coding region: 1-1077 (358 amino acids)
Source: RefSeq, a predicted model, not a curated record
AUGGCAUCUAUACUUGAUAGAGACCCUGAUGCCGACAAGAAGAUGGAUACUCGCAACUCCAUCGCUUCAGACUUUGCUGAAGAUGCAGUUGUUCACGACUUUAGUUAUUGCCCCUCAUUCGCCAGAGUGUUUCGGUCUCUGGGCGCCAUGUCACUCACAAUGGCAGUGGCCUCUGACCUUACAAGCAUUGCCAGUUUUGCUUGGGAAUCAUCCAGCUCAAUCUGCACCAUCAUCGGCCUCUUCAUCGGCUGGAUACUGACCAAUCCUAUCAUCUUUAUGGUCGCCAUAGCUACCUGCGCUGCAUGGUUUUUCACGGCAUCUAUUAGAAUGGAUAAGGCCAGCCUUGUUUUCAUCACCUCGGCAACCCUUAUUCUCGUUUCCUCGGUCUGUUUUAUCAUUAGACUUCCCGUCAUCCAAAAGACACGGGGUAUUCCUUUUACUUCUGUCGGUACCGUCUUUAGAGACUACACCAACUACAGUAACUGGGACAAGCCUGUUUCUGUACGGUUUACCUUCUUUUAUGCCGCAUGGGUCUUUACUGGCUGGAAUGCACCGUCGGCCGUGGCAGAGGAGACUCACGAUACACGAAUAGUGGCACCUCAUUCCAUUAUCAACGUGCAUUGUCUACAAGCAGGCAUAGGUAUGCUAUUCUGCAUCUUGUUAGCUUCUGUAUUACCGACAUGGAAGCAGCAGUAUCUGGCCCUACCUUCUGUUACCGGCUACGCUGCGUUUACCCUCAUAAUUGAGCGCUGGGGUCUCAAGGCCGCGGGAGCUUUCCUUCUGAUCAUAUUCCUAAACACUUCCAUAAGUGGCGCGGCCGUUUUGGUCAUAAUAUCUUAUCAGACAGCUGCCUUUGCACGGGAUAGGGGGAUGCUCUUCAACGAUAAACUCUCAUACGUCUUACCCCAGAGAUUUUCUCCUAUUACUUCCGAGACCAUCUACUCCCUUGCUAUUAUUGCGGUUAUGGUUCCGGGCCUGUGGAAUAUGGGCCGACUUAGCAAAACUGUCCAUGUCCUGGGUUUUUUCACGGUCGUCUAUAUGUCAAAAAUAGAAUGCUUCCCUCCUCAGGCAGAUUAGACUGGAUCGACGCUGCACUA